Petromyzon marinus (sea lamprey) is the source of this 802-nucleotide messenger RNA. The record is from RefSeq and is a predicted model, not a curated record. NCBI's taxonomy places the organism in Eukaryota, Metazoa, Chordata, Hyperoartia, Petromyzontiformes, Petromyzontidae.
AUUGUGCACAGCCUCAUGUGCCACCGGCAAGGCGGGGAGAGUGAGUCCUUCUCGAAGAGGGCCAUCGAAAGCCUCGUCAAGAAGCUGAAGGAAAAGAAGGACGAGUUGGACUCUCUCAUCACGGCCAUCACCACAAAUGGCGCUCACCCCAGGAAGCGCGUCACCAUUCAGCAGACGCUUGAUGACCGGCUGCAGGUUGCCGGUCGAAAAGGUUUCCCACACGUGAUCUAUGCUCGCAUCUGGAGGUGGCCUGAUUUGCACAAGAAUGAGCUGAAGCAUCUCAAGUUCUGCCAGUACGCCGUUGACCUGAAGGCCGAUAGCGUCUGCGUUAACCCGUACCACUACGAGCGGGUCGUGUCUCCCGGCUUAGGUACUGGCUUAGACCUUGGACAACUAACACUUCAUGGAUCUCCACCGGGUGGGCGACUGGUUAAGGAGGAGUUCAUGCCGGAGUGUGUUCCGGUGGAGGGUCCCGGCCCAUCGCUGCACGUCCCCGACAGUUACUCGUCCAUACAGAUUAUCCAGCACCAGCCGGGGGGGGGGGGGGGGGCCUGCCCGUGGGACCAGCCUCUGGGCCCCCCUCAUCUCGGCAACCCCCUCCUCCUCGAGCGGGGAGCCGUCAACCUCCACAUCUACCUCGGGAUUCCCCGCUCUGCCUGCAGGUUUGCCGCGGUCUCUUCACCCACGGGGCAGACUUUGACGUGGGCAAUAAAGAUCCUUCAUGCAGUUGUCCUUGGCCGGUUUUAUCAUUCAGGUCAAGAUUGGUCCGCUCCUGCAUGCAAAUAAUCUAUAAAUGAGGGAG